CUCCAACAAAACAACAAAACAAUCAGAGGAUACCUCGUUCCGAGAACAAGACAGCAAGUCCGCGCACAAGGUCUUCCAAUAGUUGUUUAUCUUUCAAGCAUUCAGCCAGGAUCCGACUCCCCCUAGACUAACGAUAAAUAGAAGGAGCCUGGUGGUAGUCUAGGUGGUGGUGGUGGUGCAGUGGGAACAAGCUAAUUUAGAUCGAAGUCAUCUAUAAUCUAGUGAUCUAGUGGGGGGCCAACACCUUCUGUAUCUUUGUUGGCAGUAUGCGGCUGCCCAACCAAGUGCCGACCCCGCAAUUUGGACAAACUUUCCAGGAAACAGUGACUCGACUUCCUUUGGCAUAAUUUUAUUUGGUCCCUAAGUUUUACAAAGUCAGUUAAAUCAUGCUCACAACCUUCGAAUCCUUCCCCCGGCUACCGGCCGAAAUCCGCCUGAUGAUCUGGCGACUAUGCCUCCCCUCCCGCAUCCACGAACUCGACUACCCCUUUAACCUGAUAUUGUACUCACGAGACCGGGCACCCUGUGAGUUCCAGGACGGGGCGUGGAUCAACGGAUUUCCUCCACUUCUCAGCGCCGUCUGCCGCGAGUCGCGCGCGGUCGUGCUCGAGAAUGGCCACUUCCCGGAACGAUUCGCCCCCGACGGGGAAGAAGGGCCCGGCUGGUGGGCGAGCACCUCGUACGUGAGGUCGUGGCUCGAUCCCGCCCGGGACCGCGUGCACCUGAACUGGACCCCGGCGUAUGAGGCGGAGUUCUGCAAAAACUCCGAUGAGGGCUCGCCUCUGGAGUACCUCGCCUGGCGGGCGGCUCAGAUCACUUCCAUUCCUCCAGAGACUGGCUACGCGUCAUUUAUGGAGGAUUGGCUCUACGUCGCCGACACCGCCACUCCGCCCCCGGUGCUGCGGGAGAUCCUCUCGCGGUUUGCAUGCUGGCGGGUUGUCGUGCGGGUGAUGGUCGUCCAUGCGGACCGGCGGACCGGGGCUGAGUCCGGCCUGUUCGGGCUACUCGGUGACGCCCCCGUGCAGAUCGUUGAUGUGAGUGACCAUGACCGGGUUGAAGCGUAUUGGUGUCUGGCGGAGGCGCAAAGGCGGUACGAUCCGCACGAGCAGGAUUUCGAGAGGGUCGAGGCUGAGGCUGUCGAUCGGGAAGUGCAGGCGCAGGCGAAAAAGAUGUUCGGGUCGGAGGCGCUCCCGUUCAUGCUGAAACCAGCUAUCAUGUUCCGGUGGUGCACGCAGAUCCAGGGGCAUUUGGGACAAUUGUCGGAUGGAGAGCCUGUUAAGCCCCGCGGAGGGGUGGCCUCAGGAGGCCGGGGACGAGGGAGGGGGAGCGGAAGAGGGAGUUGGAGAGGACGUGGGGCGGAGAUCUUGUGGCGGGGUCUACCCCGAUGGCCCUGA
Molecule: messenger RNA, 1394 nt
Organism: Aspergillus japonicus CBS 114.51
Lineage: Eukaryota; Fungi; Ascomycota; Eurotiomycetes; Eurotiales; Aspergillaceae
Product: 2EXR domain-containing protein
Exons: 1
Coding region: 387-1394 (335 amino acids)
Source: RefSeq, a predicted model, not a curated record